Messenger RNA from Histoplasma capsulatum G186AR, 330 nucleotides. RefSeq lists its product as uncharacterized. Lineage: Eukaryota; Fungi; Ascomycota; Eurotiomycetes; Onygenales; Ajellomycetaceae. The transcript has 2 exons. The coding region runs from base 1 to 330 and encodes 109 amino acids. The record is from RefSeq and is a predicted model, not a curated record.
AUGAAGGCAGUCCGAUAUUCCGACUCUCCCGCCACUUGUGCGACCUCCAAGUUUCUGCCUUACAUUCGAACUCCGGAGAAGAGCUAUGUCUGUUCCUGGCUCGCCGACACGAACAUCAAAGGGGCGGAUGAGCAUAUUUUGACUCAUUAUUGGGGAAUUGAAAUAUCGACCGGCCCCAUGUUGACACCUGAUAUCUCCUCACAUUGUGUCACAGGAAUCAAGGGCCGAUAUUUCGUCGUUGCCGCCGGAAGAGAACAUUCUGGGAAAAGUGAUUUGUUGAUCCUGACAGCCAUUUCGACAUACGGUCUCCUUUUGUUCGUGCAUCCUUAA